Colletotrichum higginsianum IMI 349063 is the source of this 1587-nucleotide messenger RNA. RefSeq names its product Adenylyl cyclase-associated protein. Gene Ontology annotation, biological process: regulation of adenylate cyclase activity; cytoskeleton organization. The record is from RefSeq and is a predicted model, not a curated record. Gene Ontology annotation, molecular function: adenylate cyclase binding; actin binding. The transcript has 5 exons. Bases 1 to 1587 code for a protein of 528 amino acids. Gene Ontology annotation, cellular component: cytoplasm. NCBI's taxonomy places the organism in Eukaryota, Fungi, Ascomycota, Sordariomycetes, Glomerellales, Glomerellaceae.
AUGGCAACCAACAAUAUGCAUAAUCUCACGACCCUCAUCAAGCGACUCGAAGCUGCCACAGCUAGACUCGAAGAUAUUGCUACAUCGACCAUCGAGCUCCCUCAAGCCGUCCCAUCCCUCAACCAGUCUGUCGAAUCGGCGCCUUCCGCCCCAAAUGCUACGACCCCCCCUCCCCCGCCGCCGCAAGCAGCCGCCGCGCCGCAAGCACCCCCUGAGCCAGUCCCUGAGUCCGUCGAGGAGUUUGACCAGUUCAUAGCCACCUCGGUCGACAAAUACGUCAACAUAAGCAAGCAACUGGGGGGCCUCAUUGCCGACCAGGCUGCCAAAGUCUUGCAAGGUUUUCAAGCCCAGCGCAACUUCCUGCUCAUCACCACCAAGGCCAAAAAGCCCGACCUGAACGGCGCCGAGAUGGCCGUAUACCAGGACCUCCUCAAACCCAUCAAUGAAGCUCUUGUUGCUGUCAGCAACAUCAAGGAGUCCAACCGAGGAUCGGCUGUCUUUAGUCAGCUAAGCGCCGUUGCAGAGGGCAUCAUGGUUCUCGCCUGGGUCACUGUCGAUAACCGUCCCUUCAAGCAUGUCGAGGAUUCACUGGGCUCGGCCCAGUUCUUCGGCAAUAGAGUGCUGAAGGAACAGAAGGAUAAGGACGCGCAACAGACUGAAUGGGUCCAGGCCUUCUACCAAGUAUUCCGCGAUCUCACCGACUACGUGAAGCAACACUUCCCUAACGGCAUCCCCUGGAACCCCAAGGGUCAGCCGGCCCAGGAAGUCGCCAAGUCUCUGUCCGCCUCCUCCGCCCCCCCUCCUCCCCCUCCCCCUCCGGCUGGCGGUCUGCCGCCUCCGCCUCCGCCUCCCGGCCCACCCCCCGUGUUUGAAAUCAAGGAGGAGACACCCGGCGAAAAGGGCGGGUUGGGCGCCGUCUUUUCUGAGCUGAACAAGGGCGAGGCCGUGACAAAGGGUCUUCGCAAGGUAGACAGAUCAGAAAUGACGCACAAGAACCCGUCGCUCCGCGCAAGCUCGACCGUACCUGAGCGAGAGGGAUCGGUGCGUGGCAAGAGCCCGGCUCCGGGAAAGAAGCCUAAGCCGGAAAGCAUGCGUGUCAAGAAGCCGCCAAAGAAGGUGCUCGAGGGCAACAAGUGGACUGUCGAAAACUUUGAGAAGGAGCCCCAGCCUAUCGAGAUUGAUGCAUCCAUCUCCCACUCUAUUCUCAUCAGCAAGUGUAGCAACACCACCAUCAUUGUCAAGGGCAAGGCCAACGCUGUCACCAUUGAGAACUCGAGCCGUCUAUCGCUGAUUGUCGAGUCUCUGGUGUCCACAGUGGACGUCAUUAAGUCCCAGAACUUUGCGCUGCAAGUCCUUGGGGCUGUGCCGGCUGUCCUGAUGGAUUCUAUCGACGGCGCUCAAAUCUACUUCAGCAAGGAGAGCACGGGAACCAAGAUCUACUCCAGCAAGUCCUCUGGUAUUAAUCUGAAUGUCAUUUCGGGAGAAGACGAGGACUACAAGGAAGUUCCCCUGCCGUCGCAGAUUUGCUCUUACUUUGACGAAGGCAAAGGCGACCUCGUCAACGAAAUCGUCUCUCACUCCGGCUGA